UCAAAACCCCCAAAACGCAAAACGGUCAAAAACAUCACGAUAAGCCCCUCUCGCAUCGUGAUUGUGUUAUCAGAUUUUGUAAAGAAGGAGCGAUAAUAAUAUUCGCUUCGCCUCGUGUUCUCCUUUUCCAGCGCAAGGUAUUCUCUUCAUGUUCAGUCAGUGAGUCAUAACAGUCUCGAGAAAUGAAGUACGUGGAUAAAUUCAUUGGUAGGUAGUCUGUCACCAGGAAGCACCCAGCAGGUUUGCAUUGCCUCCUCUUGGAAUGUGAAGUGUUCUGUUGCCCAUUAUGAUGACUGAAUUGGCGUCUGACAAACUUCAAGAUAUUCUUGACCGGAAGGCUCAGUUAGAGAUCUCCACUGAAGUUAAUCAGAUAUUAGAUGUGCUUUUCAGUCUCUUUGAUGUCGAGAUGACAACAGCAGAUCUACAAACUACCCUCAUUGGGCACACCGUGAACUUAUUGCGGCAUGACGAGUCUGUUGGCACCGUUGCUCAAUGUUUGAUUCGGAAGUGGAAGAACAUCAUAAUCGAUGAAAUGGAAGGGGGAGAGUCAUGUUCAGAUAGUGAUGAAGUUUCUUGCGAUAGUGAUAGCAAUCAGUCGGAGCCUUCUGAUACUGAUUCUGUUUCCUGUGAUUGUGAUAGCUGUCCGUCAAAGCUGCAUGACAGAAGGAGCAACCUUUUAAAAAUUUGCACCAAAGCCACUCCCCUUGUUAAACUCAUCCGGGUGGAUGCCCAAAAGUUACCAGCCAUUAUGAACACUGACAACCAAGAGGAAAAGGUCAUCAACCAAGUUCAAGAUGCGGAAGCCUCUGGUUCAGGAUUGUUAGAGUCCGAGUGUCCGGCUGUCACAUACCCCUCAUCAAACCCGAAAGUCAAAAAUUGUGCGAAGUUCCCUCUAGUUGAGGUAAAGAGAUACAUAGGCCCGAAAAGACUCAUCCUUAAGUCACCACGAGGCAAAGGCAAGAAAUCAUUAAGCAAAUGCUGCAAUAAUCCCGAUUCUCCCAACACUCAGAAACGAUUAUGUCCGGAAGUUAAAUAAGUGCUACAGGUUGAAACCUGUGUUUCAUACAAUUUCUUCUUAUCCUGUUUGAGUUAAAUAAUUCCUCUUAAAGAGGAAUCUAAUCUGUUGGUGGCAGGAAAGAAGCCAUUCAAGCACCAUGUAGUGCAACUAAGAUUGGGGGGGGGGGUUGUCUUGAAAUCAUAGUACAGUAUCCCAAAAGGAGAGGGGUCAAGUCCAGUGUUUCAAGCCUCUGUCAGAUUUUAAUGUACAGAAGCUUUUAAUAAAAUGAAAUAGGUACUGCAAGAGAAUACCUAAUUUGCAAUUUCAGGUAGAAAUCUUAUGAAAUUCAAUCUUUACAAAUGAAACCCAAUAUUUUAGGGUUGGGAAUUUGUUGUCAAGUUAACCUCUGUAUUCGCGUAUUUUUACAUCAAAGUAGCUUUGAAAGAGCUACUGGAAAUUUUUUUUUUUCCCUUUAAUUUUGCCCUGUUUCUGUGAAAUUGAGUUGCUAGAGUUCUCAGCCUGAUUUCUGCAAUCCCAAAGGAGUUCAGACUCAAGCUAAUGUUAAGGGUGCGUUACAGGAACGAGAGAAACGGAGUCAAGAAACUGCAAAUCAGGCAUUACAUAGUACUUGAACGGCUCCUAUUGAAGAAAACGCACCAUUGCUUAAACUUCGUAAAUGCCACACAGGUUGACCUCAGCAUUUACCAAGAUCAUUAUUUGUUACUUGUUGAGUUUUUUCUUCCUAGUGUCUUAUUGCAGUGAUAGCGUAAGUUUAGCUGAUUUACUAGUCGACAAAAAUCAACUACCAUGACAUGGGAUGCAAGUAUACCUUCCAGAGAGGUAAGACUUGUAUUUACAGAGUGCUAGUAAAUUACGAUUUUGGACUUUUCAUCUGCCUGCCAUUCUAAAACCUUGUCUCCUUUGGGGCGUUCUCAGGCGUUUUACCGCUACAACGAAUUACAUGAAAAAGAGAGGUGGUUGAUUUCAAACGAUUUAAAAUUUAUUCCAAGAACAUCACUUGUGCUAUGGAAGGAGAAGAAACACCAAACUGAUCCAUUAUUAAUUGGCAGGUUUCAGUGAUUUGUUUUGAGUUUGUUUGAAGUGAUCUCAGACUUGUCUAUGCAAUUGGCUGCAGUGACAAAUGGCCGGACAGUCCUGCGGAGACAAGGCCUAACAUUUUUAGUGUUUUUCAUUAAUACCCAAGAAAAUUGAAAAGAGGAAGAGGGUAAGUAGCACUCCUCUAAGUGAAUGUUUUCAUGUCACAGCAAGUCACCUAUAGUUUAUUGAAAAAUUGAGUUUACAUCAUAGAUGGAUCAAAGCACUGAAGCACUGAGUAUACCAUGCUCUCACUCUUACUGUCAAGGGGUGUAAAGAGAUAGUAAGCAAGAAAUUGAGCGGCAUGAGAAUUUAUUACUAUAUAUAUACUCUGACUUUAUCCUUAAAAUCUUUUUAUGCUUAUUGACUCCUCCAUGUAUCUUAGAUAUUCCACCACCAAAUAGUCAAGAAUCGUAUCAUGAUCAUAAGAUACCUUAUGACCAAAUGGUCAACUACUGUUAGACGAUCGGCGUCUACUUCAUUUGUCACAUGUCCUGGUUGUCUGUGGCUCGGUCAGAAAUGAAGAGCAAGCAACUUUGUCCAUGACCGGCACCGACUGAUACCUUUUUAAGUCACAUUCAAUCCUCCGAUAACUUUCUGGUCACCACCUCAGGUGUUUCAUCUGAGGACUGGAUACGUCUAAUUAUACGUACCUAUGUAUUGUAAGUUUAAUCAUGAAUUAAGUAUGUUAUUAAUGUGUAUUGUGGACAUUAUAAAUGGUAAAAUAUUGUUAUCAUUAUUUCCUUCAAAGUUUUAGGCUUCAGAAUUUUCAAUUUUUCACGAAUUCUGUUUCCUCCGAGGCUGGAAUUUUCUAUACGAAGCAGCUGUAAGCUGUUGUAUUUAGGCUAGUUAGACAUCUGUAGCAAGAAGAAACUUGAAUUUUUCAUUCUGCAUUAACUGUUCCAUCUAUCACUUUAAGUGCCUGUGAGAGCAUUACUAUUCUAAGUUUGUUUUGUUUCUUUAUUGUUUCAUGUGUAAGACCCUACUUAAUGAGACGCUUGUGCAAUUGUUUACAGGGUCUGAAGUUAGUAUACGGCUAGGUUAAGAUAAGUUAUUAAUUCGCUCAUUGAAUGAAAAGUUUGUGAUAAAAGUAGAAUGGUAAUGCCUAUCUACUGAAGAAGGUAGAUUCUUCACUGUAUAUUAUCCCAAGCCUGGGCAGAUGGGUUCCUGGCAUCACUGUUUUAUUUCUCUGCCUUUACCGUUUGCACCAUUUUGCAGCUUUUACUGGUGAUAGUUAACAAUUUCCACGAACUGAAUUAUUGAAUAGUACUGAAAAGUUUCACAUUGGAAAACUUUGACCAAUCUUUUUUAUUUGAAGAAAAUUAGAAGCAUCUCAAGCUGAUAAGUGGUCUACCUGCAUGUUACAAAGGAAUCAAUCCCGUGAAGGAAUUUCUGAUGAAUGUGCUGGAGAUGGAAGCACCAAGCAACUUGUUUCCUAUUCAAAUUUUUAAGAUUUGUAUCAGAAUGUACUUCAGAGUCAAAAGGUUCCUAACUUCGUUUUAGUAUUUUUGAGGUGUCAGGAAAAAAUUUUGCAUCCGCUCAAUUCAUUCCAAUGUAAAUUGCAAUGUUUGAAACGUUGUAUCAAAAUUCUGCAUCCGCUCAAUUCAUUCCAAUGUAAAUUGCAAUGUUUGAAACUUUGUAUCCCAUGACCAGCAUGAUCGGGCUACGAAAGUUCGCCCUUACCAGGAAUCAUUAUAGAAAAUUUCCAAGACGCUAAUAACUUGAUUUUUCCAAUGAUGUGAGCUAGGUACCUAUCGGCUCUGAGGCACUGAUAUAAAGACAACUUCAAAAGUGAGGGAUAUCUGAGGCGAGGGGUGCCAUUAAUUAACAUCACUAUGACUCAAUUGAAAAAUGUGUAUCUCAAAUUGCGACUUUGCAAUUCUCUGCUUAAGUUGGCUUUCCCUGAAGGGAAACUAACUUACAGUUCUGUUGAAGUUUUCUAUGAAUUGUCCUCACUCAUUCUGGAGAAGAUUAAACAAAAUUGUAGGUAAAUGUUCUGAUUGGUUUCUCUUGAAGAAAAUGAAACAUUAUCUGAUUAUCAACAGUCGCAAUUAAGAUAUGAAUUUUUUGCAUAGAUUAGUCAAAUAUUAAUACAUACAUGAUUGGUGUCAUGUAUUAUCUUCUGUUUGUUCAUUGUUCUAUGUCAAAGUUAAUCAUCCUUGAGAGUUAGUUUUCGAAUUUGGUACUGUGUGAAUCGUUUUCAAUCUGAAAUUUUGAAUUGAAAACUUGAAAUGUAGUACCUUAAUCUAAGCUUUGUCCUUUGGCUUUUCAAGUUUUGGGAGAAGGGACAAAAGCUGAAGCUGUUUUCUUCAAUUUUAGGAGGUAAGAUUCUUCAAAUAUGUUAUGUGUUAUAUGUUAUCAUUGUAUCCUUUCUUGUUCUACAUCUUAUGAAUUAAUUGAGCAUUUCAAUCCUUUGUUAUUUUUUAUUGUUUUGUUGCAGCACGACAAGAACUACUGUCCUCAUUUUCGUGUAAGUAUUUCUACUGUCUGUAAAUGUAUACCCUUUUCCUUCUUUGUAAGGGGAAGAGGAAGUAUUGAGAUCUUAUUUCCGCCCAGCGCACAUAUCUGAUCAUUACGCAUCACUUUUUUUGAUAGCAUUUAAGUUUUACAUAGGUCAUAAUUCCCUUUCAACUUCAUUAUAUAGUUUAAUUUAGAGCUCUGAAGAGCUUUUGGGUCCACAUUGUGGGCUAUCGUCUUAGCAGGGGCCCAGAAAGUUCUUUGUUUUCUUCUCAAUCAAAUUUACUUUUACAAAAAUCGCCUUUCAGUGAACAAGCUUAGUUUUUAAAAGAGACACCACUUUCAUAAAAAAGUAGCGCCCUCAGCAUUUCUCCUCACAGAAAAGUAGCAUGUUUGGCCAAUUUUUCUACUAUAGCCAAUGUACUAGUUAGUCUCUUUCACUAAAAUUAACGCCGUUUCCUACUUUCAGAGGACUCAAAUGAAAAUUCAGUUAAUUGUAAAAAGAUAGAAAGAAAAAUAAAAUUGCUCACUUGAAGAAUUUCUUGAUCUCGCUCAUCUCGCUGCUUUCACCAAAA
Messenger RNA from Bemisia tabaci, 5124 nucleotides. RefSeq lists its product as uncharacterized. Lineage: Eukaryota; Metazoa; Arthropoda; Insecta; Hemiptera; Aleyrodidae. Gene Ontology annotation, cellular component: nucleus. The record is from RefSeq and is a predicted model, not a curated record.